UGAUUCACUGAUUUGACGCUGACCGCGGUGGGCGGGCUCAGCUUAGAAAAUUAUAAGGUCAUUUGAAUUACGCCUGCCUGCGCGCUCACCGCUUAUAAUGAACCGAGGGAUAAUAUAAAUUAUUGUGACCCUGGACGGAGGAUGAUCGCAGGGUCAAAGUCGACCCAAAUCGCUCUGGCAUUUUUCUCAGCAGCAGGAGGUCGGUGCGGGGUUGACGACAGGAGAGGAGCGUCUGCCAGGGUGCGUUUCUAUAGCCGGAGGGAGCGAGCAGGCUGGCCUGUAAGCCGAUCAAAGUGAGAUCUCCCACACCGAGUUUCACCUUCCGAUCGCUGCGCAUCUACAUGCUGGAGCAGUGAGAGAAAAGACAGGAAAAGGAUGAUGCGUCUGGCAUGUUGCACAGCGUUGCUGUUUGUGUUGAGGCUGUUGGUGGGCCUGCCAUGGUACCAGGUUCUUCCAGCCAUCCUGAUAUUCUAUCUUGGAAGUGGAGGAUGGAACUUUCUGGAUAUUGUUGCCAAAACAAUUGGCAGAGAUCUACACGCUGCCUAUGUGUUGCUGCGCGUGAAGCUUAACGUUAAGCGCCACGUCAGAGAGAAGAACACUAUUCCUAAGAUCUUUGCUGAAACGGUGCAGCGCCAUGGGGACAAAACUGCUCUCAUCUUUGAGGGGACCGGAGAAAGGUGGACUUUCCGACAGCUGGACGAAUAUUCCAACCGAGUUGCCAAUCUGCUGCUGGAUCGAGGCUUUAAGGAGGGCGAUGUGGUGGCCCUUUUCAUGGAGAACAGAUCCCAGUAUGUGGGGCUGUGGUUGGGCAUGGCUAAAAUCGGAGUCGAAGCUGCUCUCAUCAACUUCAACCUGAGACUAGAAGCACUGGUGCACUGUGUUACCAUCUCCAAUGCCAAGGCUGUGGUGUUUGGUUCAGAGCUGGCUGAAGCGGUGUCUGAGGUCCACAGUUCAAUGAGAAAGGCAGUUCUCAUGUUUUGCUCUGGAGACUAUGACCCCAAGCAAGUACCGCAGGGAACUGAGUGCUUGGAGACCCUGCUGACCGGCGCUUCGUCUCGCCUCCCUAAGCGGCCACAACGCUGCUUCACAGAUCGCCUGUUUUAUAUCUACACAUCAGGAACCACAGGGAUGCCUAAAGCCGCCAUUGUUGUGCACAGCAGAUACUACCGCAUGGCUGCGUUGGUUUAUUACGGCUUUAGGAUGACAUCAGACGAUGUCCUGUACGACUGUCUCCCGCUCUAUCACUCUGCAGGAAACAUUGUGGGAGUUGGACAGUGCCUGAUACAUGGAAUGACGGUGGUCAUCAGAAAGAAGUUCUCUGCGUCCCGCUUCUGGGAUGACUGCGUCAAAUACAACUGCACCAUUGUCCAAUACAUUGGAGAGAUCUGCCGAUACCUACUAAACCAGCCGGUUCGGGACACUGAGCGCCAGCAUCGGGUGCGCAUGGCGUUGGGUAACGGCCUGCGCCAGUCCAUAUGGGAGGAAUUCAUGAAGCGCUUCAAUAUCCCACAGAUUGCAGAGUUUUACGGAGCCACAGAAUGCAACUGCAGCCUGGGCAACUUUGGAAACAAGGUUGGAGCGUGUGGCUUUAACAGCCAGAUCCUGCCUUUCAUAUAUCCCAUCAGACUGGUGAGGGUUGAUGAAGAGACCAUGGAGCUCAUCAGAGGCCCUGAUGGAGUCUGCAUUCCUUGUAAACCAGGCGAGCCUGGCCAGCUCGUUGGCAAGAUCAUUCAGAACGACCCCCUUCGCAGGUUUGAUGGCUACGUCAACCAAUCGGCAACUAGCAAGAAGAUUGCCAAUAGUGUCUUUAAGAAGGGCGACAGCGCCUAUCUUUCUGGUGACGUGCUGAUCAUGGAUAAGUACGGCCACAUGUACUUCAAGGAUCGCACUGGAGACACUUUCCGAUGGAAAGGAGAGAACGUCUCGACGACUGAGGUGGAAGGAACUUUAAGCAGGCUGCUUGAUAUGAAAGACGUGGUCGUUUAUGGAGUAGAAAUCCCAGGUGCAGAGGGGAAGGCUGGGAUGGCAGCCAUCGCUGAUCCGUCCCAAUCCACCGACCUGGAGACAUUUUUCAAAGACAUGGAGAAAGUUCUCCCUCCGUAUGCUAGACCUGUGUUCCUUCGCUUCCUUCCAGAAGUCAACAAGACAGGUACAUUUAAAUUCCAGAAAACAGAGCUGCGUCGGGACGGUUUUAAUCCCACUGCUGUGUCAGACAGACUGUUCUUCCUGGAUUCCAGUAGAGGGCGCUAUGUGCAGCUGGAUGAAGAGCUCUACCGCUCCAUAGUGUCUGGGAAGCACAAAUUGUGACGGCCUGACAGAGCACUACAUCAACUUGUGCACACACUGACAUGCAGACCUUUCAACAAACAAAAGAGGACAAUAUUGCCUGCCCAGGUUAGCAGAACAUGUACAUGGAUUCUAAUGUAAGAGCCAUACGCUUCCAAAGGCCAAUGCACACACAUGCAUAUUUUAUCCCCAAACUUAUUUUGUUCAUUAAUGUUCUAUAAUACAAGAGAUCUACGGACAGCACGCUCAGAAGGACACGCUCUGCUCCAUCCAUCCCUGCUUAAAUCUGCACAGACAUCUCUCUUGCUACCUCAGCAAACAAAAAGAGAGACACAAACCACAGGAACCAGGUUCUCUCUGGAACUUCAAACAUCUGCUCAGUGCACCACAGUCCUUGAAAACCCUUACCAACAUGCUUUUCUAGCACGAAAUAAGGAAAACACUCUGCCUGGAAUCCAAAAAGUUGCAACUGCAGAUUUUAAACAAAGGAUACUGAAGAACUGUGAAAUUAGCUUCGCACAUAAAGUGUGCAGAACAUCGAAGGGACCUUUGUGCACCUAAGUUAUCUCAGUUCGUGUUAUUAUGUUAUGUUGUAGUGUGAUUAGUUUGUCAAAGAUGGCGCCUCUGCUUUUGACUUAACCUGCACAGCUAGCCAGAAAGUAACAAAACACGAUAACCCACACCAACUAAAGUUCAGCUUUUCUCAAACAUGAGUCAUUCCGACCUUCUUGCUCUCCAAAGCAUCUAGGCCUCUCUAAUAAAAGGGAACAAAAUACAAGCAGCUGGAGUGAACGAACAGACCUGAGGUAACAGCUUUAAUGUGCAAUAACUCUCCAGCAUCUGCAGUGCAAUAAUCAGCUGCAAACCAUUAGAAUUUUUGUUUUUAUUUAUUUAUUGAAAUGUCAGCAACUUACCAAAUAUUUUAUGAUUAUGUUUACAUAUUUUAGGUUAUAGAGUGAAUCUGUAUUUUAACAUUCUUUUGCUGUAUGUUCAUUUAAAUUCCAUCCUUCAUUAUAGCCUGGAAUCUAUCAAAACAAACCCACCAAAUGGUUUUUAUAUUGGCUGCUGGAAAACAAAGUAAUGCAACUUGCUAAAGUCAACCCAGGGUUAAAUAAUGUCUGACUUGCCUCCUGAAAUUUUGAGGUUAUGUGGCCGUAUUGUGCAGGUUCUGUCUGAAAAAGUAGACUUUGAUCAUCUUUGCUUGUGUGUGUGUGUUUGUUGCUGUGUGUGUGUGUUCAUUUAAGCAUAUGAAAAAGGACUUGACUGAAUGCAGAAGGACUACCUGAUCAGUGAAGACUUCAUGGGGUGCUAAAGAAAAUCAUUUUUCUUCACAUUUAAGAGAGCUCGUAUGAUCCAAAGAUUCAAAACCGGUAAUGGAAGAUUUAAACUGGAGCUAAGAUGGAAGAGAAAAGUCAGAAGUUUACUUUGUCCACUAUGGAUCAUUUUAGGGGCUUUUUAAUUCUCAGUUUGAACCACUUUCUCUACAGUUUGGAAGGUUAUGCAACAUAUAGGCAACUUGAAUGAACAGGUAUUAGGUUAUUAAAAUGCUGAAUUAUAUGGUGGAUUAUCCCUAAUCGGUGCAAGAUGAAUGCAUACAGCUAUAGGAUCAUAUACAUUCAUGUGCCCCCAUUGUUAAUUGGUGAAAUAUCCCUUGAUUUAGCUUAAUCACACACUUACUGUAGCCAUCAGAGAGCUUCUGGUAUAAUCCUGGCUGAAUAUUUGACCGCAGCUCAUUUAUAUAGCUUAGUUUCUUAGUCUAGACCUGAACUUUAAGCUUAGUCAGUACAUGUUCUAUGGGUCAGGACUUGGUGUAGGUAUGCUGGUAGUAGUAUCAUGCUGCAGGACUGUAGAUGAAGAUUAAGGAUUGGUUCAAAUUUCGUUGAAGUUUAAUGUUUUAAACUUGGACAUGGUUGGAUGUUCCAAUAAGACAAUAAUCUCAAACAGACAUAUGAAGAAAACAACAAAACAUUAAACUUCUGGAACGGCCUUGAUCUCAGUUCUGUUUAAAAAGUUUACCUGCCAGGAAACUAACCAUUUUACAUUAGCUGUUGCAUUUCAGCUGAGAGGAUUGUUGAAACAUAAGGCCAAAAUCAUGUUGAUGGCGACAAGCAGCAUGUGGAUUUGAGAGUAUUUUUGAUGCGGUGUGGUUGCAGGAAGAAAUCCACCAGAAAAUUCCAAACUAACUCUGAUUUUUGUUCUUAAAACACCACAAUAGAGUGCAAAUGAAUCAUUAUACGCCAGAAAUGAAUGACAUUCGAUCCCUUGUUGAAUGCAUGUCAACCUCUGUCUGGAACUCUAGCUAAUGUUACUGUCCAUGGCUUGCAGCUGCUCACACGAAUGAAUGCGAAUCAUCCACCACAUGCAGAGCUCUGUGCCUUACUGCGAGUUCACCUCCCAGAUCCACAGGCCCUGGCCCUCACAUUUUCAUCUGUUUCUGCUCGUCUGUCUGCAGCUUCAGUCUUUUCUAAUCUCAUCUCUAAAUAUCAGUGUUGCUAUCUAGGUUUAGCUGUUUAACUUUAAGCAUCUUUUAAGAACGUCUUUUAAUCUGCAAUAACUGGGUGGUCUAUUCAUCCUAUCAAGAGCAAGAAUACUUUAUCUCCCAUACACUCUGGUUUUAAAUUUUCUGUCCUAAUCUCUUUUUCUGCUUUGUUUACCAUCCCGCCUUCUGUUGGCCGCACCUGUUCCACUGUCUUUAUUUCUGCCCGUUUAGUUCAGUUGAACUUGUGCCGUUUCAGAUUUAUUUGGACUGUUCAAGAUUUCUGGGGAUGAUUUUUUUUUUUUGGGGCUGAUUUGAAUAGUCGGUUGUUGCUCUAUAACCUUUGACCAUGCGUUGCAUCCUGCAGUCACUUUCAGCCCAGUGGGGAAGCCUGUCGUCUUUGUUUUCAGUAGACCGAUAAAAUCUGUCUUGAAACAUGUUUCCUUAGUUCAUAUAUUGCACUAACGGACACAGGUGGUCCUCUGGCUUUUAUUCACCCAUCAUUCCUUCAAGUCCUGAGAAAAACUCCAAUGCAGCCGUUCAGGAGGUCUGAGUUUAUUCCAGCCUCCCUUGUCUCUUUCUCUAGGGUAUUUAUUCUUUAAUGAUGAGUGUAAAAUGUUCUACGAAUGUUUCUUUUUUUUUUUUGGAGGGGGGACUGAACAAAUGACUGAUUUGCUGUUGUGAAGUAAAGUGUGAUUUGGAAACGUAAAGGUUAAGCUGUUAUGACGCUCUAUAAUGGCAGAGUUGCAUUUAUUAACUCUUACCACUAGGGGGCGGGUGAUUAAACAGCCCUGGAGCACAACACUCUGAGGAAGAUGUUUCAUUUUUAUAUUUUAUAAUUAGCUUAAAUUAUUAAAUUUUUUAAGAACCUGUUGAUUGUUCUCUGAAUUUUUGUUUUUUCUUUCUCGCUGCUUAUUGUCCUUUGUGUGAAAUCAUAGGUUUUUGGUUUUGGCUUGAAAGGGGAUUCGUGUUUGGAUGGAUGACAAUCGAAUAACCAUUUUCAAACAUGAUAUCACCCCAGAGAUACACAAGAAAGGCUAAUAAUACUGAUCACAGCCUGUCUGAUAUGCCAACUCCAUGUUUGUAAAAAUUAGAUGGGAAUUAUAGUGUUCUUGCACUUCUUUUCUUUAGGAAGUUUGGGGUUGGCAUCUAGAUACAAAUUUCUAAGAGAUUAAAAUGUUAUUCUCCAAGCACCUGUAUAUUCUUAAAGUUUUAUUUGAGAGAUUCAGAUUUAAAUUCUUAUUUAUAAUAAUCUUUUAUGUGCAUGAACUUGCCAAAUUAAGGUGAUUCGGAUUCUCAAUAAGAAUUUUAGACAGUCAAAAUAUAUUUUUAGCAUCUAAAGGGAAAAUAAUUGUUAGAAACACUUGAAUAAAUAGUUUUCCCCAAUUAUCCGAUCAAUCGACACUAGAGUUUUUGAGUGUGGAUAAAGUUUAAUAAACCAAUAAACCUGUUUUAAUAAUGCAUCUUGUCCUUUUGCCUCAACCUGGCUUUUCGCACUUUUUAUUUGUCAUUCCUUACGGUGUGGGCAUUUCUGCCUCGGUGUGUUUCUGUUUUUAUUUUACCGUGUUGUUGCACUGGCAGCUGUUGUCAACCUGUGCAAUGUGUGAAGGGAAGGUCUGUGAGGUGAGCAACAAACAAACACACAGAUGUCCUGCUCACUCAAAGCUAGUUGUGCACACACUGUAUGUCAAGAAAGGGAGAUGGAUGCAGUGCUGCAAAUGGAAGAAUAAUUAUUAAUAAAACU
Molecule: messenger RNA, 6506 nt
Organism: Cyprinodon variegatus (sheepshead minnow)
Lineage: Eukaryota; Metazoa; Chordata; Actinopteri; Cyprinodontiformes; Cyprinodontidae
Gene: slc27a4
Product: solute carrier family 27 (fatty acid transporter), member 4
Exons: 14
Coding region: 376-2307 (643 amino acids)
Biological process (GO): long-chain fatty acid import into cell; medium-chain fatty acid transport; very long-chain fatty acid catabolic process
Cellular component (GO): endoplasmic reticulum membrane; microvillus; plasma membrane
Molecular function (GO): long-chain fatty acid-CoA ligase activity; long-chain fatty acid transmembrane transporter activity
Source: RefSeq, a predicted model, not a curated record